Trematomus bernacchii (emerald rockcod) is the source of this 822-nucleotide messenger RNA. RefSeq names its product homeobox protein MOX-2-like. The record is from RefSeq and is a predicted model, not a curated record. Bases 1 to 822 code for a protein of 273 amino acids. Gene Ontology annotation, cellular component: nucleus. Gene Ontology annotation, biological process: positive regulation of transcription by RNA polymerase II. NCBI's taxonomy places the organism in Eukaryota, Metazoa, Chordata, Actinopteri, Perciformes, Nototheniidae. Gene Ontology annotation, molecular function: DNA-binding transcription factor activity, RNA polymerase II-specific; RNA polymerase II cis-regulatory region sequence-specific DNA binding. The transcript is spliced from 3 exons.
AUGGAUCACUCUUUAUUUGGUUGUCUGCGCAGCCCUCACGCCCCAGCCCAGGGUCUGCACCCCGCCAUCACCCAAUCUCCACUGUGUCGAAGCUUCAACGUCUCCUACCUGGAUGUACCCAGCUGUUCUCCCCCCUGCAGUUACUCUGAAGGAGAGGACACUGGCCACCUGCCUCAGCAGCAGCAACCUCAGCCCCCGCUUGACUGGUUGGUCCCUCUGACCACGCUCUCACAUAACUCACGGCACAGUGUCUUCCUGCCAGAGCUUGAGGCCCCUGAACUGUGCUCUGGGGUCCCAAACCUGUGCAGUACCAACCCCAGUUUGGGCAGUGUUGCCCCUAUCGGAGGGUCCUUGGUGUCUGGGGAACAUGGCCGGCAGAAUCUCUCUUCAAAGGACAGAAGGAGCCAUAAAGGCAGGAAUGAUGGCUCAGAGCCCCAAGACGGGAGCUAUAAGUCAGACACGAGCAGCAAGCCCAGGAAGGAGCGCACAGCCUUCACCAAAGAGCAGAUCCAGGAACUGGAGUCCGAGUUCGCUCACCACAACUAUCUGACCAGACUGAGACGCUACGAAAUAUCCGUCAACCUCGACCUCACGGAACGACAAGUGAAGGUCUGGUUCCAGAACAGGAGGAUGAAGUGGAAGCGUGUGAAGGGAGGCCAGCAGGGGGCAGCAUUACGAGACAAAGACUUGAUUAAUGUAAAGAAAGGGACACUACUGUCUUCUGAGCUUUCAGAGACAGAAGGACAGAAGUGCUCACCGAGGCUCGAAACUGAGGAGGACAGCCAGGAGAGCGACCAGAGCUCAGACAACCUUCACCUAUGA